AUGAUGUUCAGUUAUCUUCAGAGCACCAUUCUAAUCAUUCUCGCAGUCGUUGCUUGCAUUAGAGCCGAGCAAAGAUUCGCAGAAACUCCGGCACUGUAUCAGGAAGUCUCUUCUGGUGAUGACGUGCAAUUACGAUGCAGGGUGCAGGACAAACGGGGUCAGUGCAUCUGGCAGAAAGACCGGAAACCAGUGGGCAUGCAUCCUGAUAAAUACGAGUGGGCUAGCGGACGCGGUAGCGAUUGCACCCUCCUUAUCAGAAGAGCCUCCCUCGACUUCGAUGACGGCUACUGGGAGUGUCAAGUCACUUCUGGCGAUUUCACGCGACAAGAUGCCCUAACAUCGUUACCAUCUCGUCUUCUAGUUAGGGUGAAACCCCGGAAGCCACGGUUGGAAUACGGGGGGACGAUUUUAAACUCCGGCCUGACUUUAAGGGAGGGUCAGGAAGUCACCAUUUCCUGCGUAUCCAGAUAUGGGAACCCCCCAGCCCUCAUCAAAUGGUACAUAGGAGGAAACGAAGUGGAGCCUCUGAGAGAUCAGACAAACGCGACAGAAGUGGAUAGUCCAAAAACUUGGGCAGCCCACAGUCUCCUCCGUGUUCGUGGACAAAGGGAGAACCAUGGUCUACCGAUUCGGUGUAUCUCGAUACAUCCAUCCAGUUUAGAUCCAACUUCUGCGGAAACACGACUGGAUGUGCAUUACUCGCCAGAGGUGAGACUAGAGACGAAGCCCCGGCUGUUGAUCUCAGCCCUCGAGGAUUCGGCCAGCUUUAUGAGCCUGAAAUGCUUCGCGGACGGCAAUCCCAGCGGAACGAUCAAGUGGUUCAAGGAUUCAGCUCCCAUCGUGGUAACGAGCAGCGUGGUAUCGCUGAUGCUAAACAGAACGCAGCAGAACGGCACGAGCACCGGCUCAGAGCUGAGAUUCGAACCGGUGAAGAGAAACGACGCUGGUCUCUAUUCUUGCAAGGCGGUCAACGUUAUCGGUGAAAGCACCGCGGCUAACUACAGACUGGACGUACAAUAUGGUCCCAGGUUAAAACAAGAAGACACUAGGAAUAACGACACAGCACAAAAGUUUGAAGAGACCACGCUGCUUGGAACAAGUUUAGAGCCCUUCGAGUGCGUUGAUUUCGAGGCAAAUCCACCAGCACAGUACAGGUGGGUGCAUCUUCGAGGUGGAGUGACGGAGACCAUGGAGAAUUCGCUUCAGACCAAAGACGGUGGUAAACGACUGAGUUUGGAGAACGUGAUGUGGUCCGACGAAGGAGAAUAUCGAUGCAUAGCGUUCAACGUGAUCAACGGAGUGCGAAGAGAGAUGCCUAGCGAGGCUCGUUACGUGCUUCACGUAACCGGACCGCCUGAGAUCCAGGCGAGGCCUUCUUCCGGCGGAAGAGGCAUCUACGAGUCUCUGGGAUGGGCUGGAGAACCGGAACACGCGUUAAAGUCUCGCUUCUGUUCGAGACCGCCACCUAAACUCGUUGCUUGGCAAUGGGGGAGCUCGCAUAUAAGAGCUGGCGAGAGUAUUCACCCAAAAUAUGAAGCACUAUCACUGGAACACAUCAAGGAAAACGAGAUGCUAACCAAUUGCUACUGGGCCAAGCUAGUAAUCAAGGACUUGCAAAAAGAAGAUGCUAGAAUAUACACUUUAUUGGUAGAAAGUGAGAAGGGUAGAGAUUCCACUAAUAUAAAAUUAAUUAUUCGUGACCCAACGGAGAUGAGAGUCAUUGCAGCAGCUGCUAUAGUAGGGUUAUUGUUCCUUCUUCUUUUAAUAUCUAUUGCUGUGUAUUCGGUAUUGAGGUUAAAGAGCAGACGGUAUCGUCGAGAAGAAGAGGAAGGUAGCAUCGCUGCAGACGCUUUUUAUAGUAAUACAGGAACAGCAGAUAGACAGAAGAACAUGAACUCGUCCCAGAAUAAAGGGUACACGAGGAAGACGAGUUCAGAAGGUGGACUGGCUGUCACGUAUGAUUAUGACCAGAUCACGAAACAGGUGCGCGCCAUGAGUCCAGAAGCGUUGAAAGUCAGACGUGCGCCAGCUGUUCUACAACCACCGACCAUUGUGUAA
Messenger RNA from Habropoda laboriosa, 2058 nucleotides. Its product is annotated as hemicentin-2-like. The record is from RefSeq and is a predicted model, not a curated record. Gene Ontology annotation, biological process: cell-cell adhesion. Gene Ontology annotation, cellular component: cell-cell junction. Gene Ontology annotation, molecular function: cell adhesion molecule binding. Lineage: Eukaryota; Metazoa; Arthropoda; Insecta; Hymenoptera; Apidae. The coding region runs from base 1 to 2058 and encodes 685 amino acids. The transcript has 6 exons.